This is a messenger RNA of Puntigrus tetrazona (Sumatra barb), 2333 nucleotides long. RefSeq names its product urotensin 1 (gene ucn1). Gene Ontology annotation, cellular component: extracellular region. NCBI's taxonomy places the organism in Eukaryota, Metazoa, Chordata, Actinopteri, Cypriniformes, Cyprinidae. Gene Ontology annotation, molecular function: hormone activity. The transcript has 2 exons. The record is from RefSeq and is a predicted model, not a curated record. The coding region runs from base 580 to 1017 and encodes 145 amino acids.
UGUAUAUGAGCCAGCCAAUGAAUGAAGUCUGGCUGCGUCUUGAACAAUUUCAGCACCUUGGACAGAGACUGAGGCUUUCGCGUCCCCGUCGCGCUUCUACUCUCCUCCAGACCACAGAUGAGCAGCCAUGCAGAAAUCCAUCACGACAGCAGCUCCUUAGCUCAUUUUGCUCAGGUGCCGUUAAAAACAAACGAUUCAACAGUCAAAAGGACCAAUAAAAACACUAACAGAUCCAGUGUCCUUUACAACUUCGGAUAUAUCGCCCGUGAAAGCAAGUUCAUGCCUUUGCAACAACGUCAAGAUGAUGUUUUGCAAAUGAAAACUUUGGCGAGAUAAAGCAACGUCUCACUUUGUCCUCUGGACGUACAGCUCCUUUACUCUCCUCGCUGUUCGUUUGAGUUCAGAAUUGCCUCAUUUACAAGCAGGUUAUGCAGCUCGACUGACGUCAAUGGAGCGGUGUGUGAUGUAUAUAACCAUAGAGCUCCAGGAGCUCCUCUCCAGUCUGUCUGCAAACACUCUUCCUUACAAGUACUUUUGAAGCAACAGAAGACGACCGAGAAGCGCGCUGCUGUGUCCAGCAUGAAGCCCGUCCCUUUGGUCCUGCUCAUAACUUCAGUCUUACUGACCACCCACAUCCCGCUGAGCACCUGUCGACCCCGCGACCCGAGCCUCAUGAACAGCCAGCUAGACGACGCGCUGUUAAACAGGGCGGGAGACGACGCCAUGUCCUACCUCGUGGGCGAAAAACUCCUUCGGUAUUUGCAAAGAAACCUCGGAGCGCAGAAGGCAGGCGGCGUCCUGCAUCUCCCGCACUUCCCCACGGCGCAGCUGCGCUCUCCUCACGAGGACAACAGCUUAGAGGAGCUCACGGAGUUUUCCAAACGGAACGACGAUCCUCCGAUCUCCAUCGACCUCACCUUCCACCUGCUGAGAAACAUGAUCGAAAUGGCGCGGAUCGAGAAUCAAAGGGAACAGGCGGAACUGAACCGCAAAUAUCUAGAUGAGGUUGGGAAGUAGCUGUAGCUCCGUGACGAUGCUUUCGAUCGGCGAGUAAAGAACAAGCUCAAUGCACUCUUUCACACCCCCGAACUCUCGCUAAAGCAUAUGACAUUCACCGAUGCCUCCUGCUGACCCACACUCUUAGAAAUAAAGGUUCUUCUGUGGUUCCUUGACAGUGCAAAGAACCUCCUUCUCGCUCAUUAGUUGGCAGGGGUUCUUUGGAGAUGGAAAAAAUAGGUUCUUCAGAACAGGCUAUUGGCUAUUCUGCUUUCCAACGUGAAGAGCUACAGAAAAAAAAAAGUUCACUUGUGGCAUCAGAGUUAUUCGGAACCUUUAUUUUUAAGAGUGGCAUCUAUCUGUUCACCAGAAGAGUUUCUGGUGACCUGCUGCUGUCUCCAUCACCCCUGGACCAUUUCAGAACCGGGAACCACAUGCAAGAGUCACACAACAGACCUGCCAGGACCUCAAAACACCGCCCAUGGCAAAUGAUCGGUCAGGGUGGUUCAUGUGUAACCAAAUCGAGAAACGAAUCAAUCUAUUGACCCGUGCCCUUCAAGUGUUUAUUGGCUUCCUCUUCAGAGGAACACUCUUUAAAAACAAAGGUUCUUAAUUGCCAUCUUCCAUAAAGAACGUUAAACAUCCGUGGAACCAUUUACAGUGGUUCUUUAGAUAAUUUAAAUGUUCUUUAUGCUAAGAACAACAGGGUUCUUUUUAGAACUGUUCACUGAAGGUUUUAGAAGGUUCUUCUGUGGCAUUGCUGAGAAACCCCUCUUUUGGAACCUUUGCUUUUCAAAUGUGUACAAAUGCAAGAAGUACUACUAAAACAUUACAAAUCCUGCUAAUUGGUAUCGAGUAUUGAAUGAAAGUAAUUCUCGAUUGUAAAGAGUCAUUUGUGUUCGGCUGCUUUGGUUGCAUCCUCUCUCUUUGCUAACUGGAGUGUUCCCAUGACGAAAAAAUUCUAUACUUUGGUGACACUGCCAAUAUUUACCACACACAUAACGCUGAAUGCUCACUGUAUACUAAGUGCAAAAGUAUGUUCUCCUCACGUGGUGGGAAACAAUGAUCUGUAGCACUUCAACCAAGAGGCUUACCCACAUUUUGUGACAAUAAUGUUGGACAAUAUUACAAAGUGCUUGAGAUAUACUGUACAUUGUAUAUUGCUUAUCAUUAUGUAAAUUACAUAUUAUAUUGCACCUAAAUGCAUAAACAUGACUUUGUAUUUUGAACAUGAAUCUGCAGAAAUAAAUGAGACUACAUGCCUUUUACAAGUAACUGCAAACAUGUAAAGCUCAUUAUCACCCAUUAAAAGUGGUAAUGAUCACAGCAGACAUAGG